Molecule: messenger RNA, 657 nt
Organism: Arachis ipaensis
Lineage: Eukaryota; Viridiplantae; Streptophyta; Magnoliopsida; Fabales; Fabaceae
Source: RefSeq, a predicted model, not a curated record
AUGGCGCCGAAGCAGAGAACAGCGAGGAAGGUGAGCCGGAACCCCGAACUGAUUAGGGGAAUCGGAAAGUACUCGAGGUCCAAGAUGUACCACAAGAGGGGACUCUGGGCCAUCAAGGUCAAAAACGGCGGCGUUUUGCCUCGCCACGAUCCCAAACCUAAGCCUCAAGCACCUUCUCAGAAGCCUCCCAAAUUUUAUCCUGCUGAUGACGUCAAGAAACCCCUUGUCAACAAGCACAAGCCCAAACCUACCAAGCUCAGUGUGUGCUUUGGCUUCAGGCUUUUGAUGCCUACUGAUGUCAAAAUUGAAGGGCACAUGGGCCCUUUCAAAAUCAAUGGAGUGCCUUUGAGACGUGUGAACCAAUCCUACGUCAUUGGUACAUCAACCAAAGUAGAUGUCUCUGGUGUUAAUGUGGAUAAAUUUGAUGACAAAUAUUUUGCAAAGGAAGCUGAGAAGAAGAAGAAAAAGGAAGAGGGAGAGUUCUUUGAAUCAGAGAAAGAGGAGAAAAAAGUUCUGCCCCAGGAGAAGAAAGAUGAUCAGAAAACGGUGGACUCUGCUUUGUUAAAAGCCAUUGAAAGCGUUCCAGAUUUGAAGGCAUAUAUUGGUGCUAGGUUUUCCCUCAAGCAAGGCAUGAAGCCUCAUGAGCUAGUUUUUUAA